Eublepharis macularius is the source of this 1512-nucleotide messenger RNA. It is a transcript of the gene DCDC2B, whose product is annotated as doublecortin domain containing 2B. NCBI's taxonomy places the organism in Eukaryota, Metazoa, Chordata, Lepidosauria, Squamata, Eublepharidae. The record is from RefSeq and is a predicted model, not a curated record. Gene Ontology annotation, biological process: intracellular signal transduction. The transcript has 11 exons. Gene Ontology annotation, cellular component: microtubule organizing center; microtubule. The coding region runs from base 122 to 1363 and encodes 413 amino acids.
GGAGAGGGGAAUCAGGUGGCAGGGUUUGCAUCUCACUUGUGAAAGUUCAGUGGAGCUUCUUCCACUCUUUGCCAAGGAACUUCCUCUGGAUAAACAGCCUAGAGCCUGCAGACUGAGUGGGAUGCGCUCCGAGGCCCUAGCCGCGGUGCCUCCUGCCAAGAACGUAGUGAUCUAUCGGAACGGGGACCCCUUCUUUCAUGGCAGGAAGUAUGUGGUCAGCCAGCGCCGCUUCUUGACCUUUGAGGCCUUCUUGAAUGAGGUGACCAGCACGAUCCAGGCCCCUGUAGCUGUCAGGAGCAUCUAUACUCCCAGGCAGGGCCAUCGAGUCAAUGACCUGGAAGAGCUACAUAAUGGUUGCCAGUACGUCGCUGCAGGCUUUGAGCGGUUCAAGAAGCUGGACUACAUAGCACCCGAAAUGAAGCAGCUCAGUGAGCAUCCAAAAAAAGAUGGCACACAGAGCCAUCCAGUUAUUUCCCGGAGGACAAACGUUUUGGAGCGAUGGAGGAGACAGGUGAACGUGCCCUGCGUUAUACAUGUUUUUCGUAACGGGGACUUGCUCAGCCCUCCUUUCCGCCUGAGCCUUACUAAGAGUACCCUGCAGCAAUGGAACUCUGUCUUAAGCCUGUCGUCGAAGAAGGCAAACCUGCACAGUGGAGCUGUCCGAAAGCUCUGCCGGCUGAAUGGUGAUGCCGUUUCUUGUGGUGAAGAACUGAUGAGUGGGGGCUACUACGUAGCAGUGGGGACAGAGAAGUACAAGAACCUGCCCUAUGUGGAGCUGCUGGUGCCCCAAAAGGUCGUGCAUCGGUCCUUUCGGAACUACCCCAGUAACAGGAGGAGGAAUUGCAAUCAAGAAUUUGGCAAACUCCACUUGGCUUCUCAAGAUGGUGCCAGUGACUCAGCGCUUCUUGAAACGCCAAAGCAGCUGGAUCCCCGGAGGGUGCAGUCUACAGGAGUUGUAGUGAAAGAGAGAGCUCCAAGCCCUUAUCCAGCAGUGCAUGAAAAAGCCAGGAAAUAUCUACACAGUGAGGAGGAGGGACAGAAGAGUAUCAUUCAUACAAAGCCAGUCCUUGUUCGGCAGAUCAGCCAGAACUUUCGUCAGUGGUCUGAUGAAGAAGAAGGAAGUGUUUAUAAAAUGAAAGGAUCAAGAAAAGAAAUGCAGGGUGCCCAGGAAGUCGGGGAGGAUGAAGACACACAGGUGGAAUUACCUGUUGACCAGAGAGUCGCAGAGAUGGUGGAAGAGGAUGCUAUGCUGAAAACUAAAAAAUGGCACCCUAACAAGAAUGUCCCCAUGAAACAAAAGGGGAAAGUGCAGAAGGCAAGGAUUCAGCGUGGUGCCGGUGACUCGGGGGACGAAACUCCAUGACGGCCUGGCUUCCGCUCAGUUCUGGGAAACUCUGCUGGAUAUGAGAAACGACUGAGGGGAGAGAGACCCCAACAUGUUUUCUUCUGGAUUUCUGCUGACCUUGUCUAGAUCCCUUACAGAUUUUCUUAAAUAAAUUUAUAAAACCAGAA